ACACACACCCACCCACCCCAACCCCAGGUCCCUCCCCUGUCUCUCUCCUCCCAUCCCCAGUGUGGGGGGCUUCCCCACAUAACUCCUCUGAACUCCACAGACGGCUAACACAUGUCAGAGAACCGGGAAGACAGCAAAGAGAGAAGUAGAGAGGGAGACAAAGACUGAGAAGAGCGCAGGCCUUGGACUAAACUGGAGCGUUUGUGGACAGACUUACCGGCGUGAGGGUCUCUACGCACACGCGCGUGUGUGUGUGUGUGUGUGACCGUGUGUGUAAGCGUGCGCGUCUGUUAAAUGUCGGUAGUCAUGGAGGCCCACCUUCCACUCCGGAUCCUCGCACCCCUCGUCAUCCUCCUACAAAGCCUCGUUCUGGUCCAGGGGGCCAUGUCUGCUUGUUACGAUGACCAAGGCACUCCUGAACACUGCCUGCCUCGUUUUGAGAAUGUGGCUUUCAACCGUACCGUCUUUGCCUCCAACACCUGCGGCGACCUACCGGAGGACUACUGCAUGCAGUCGGGCUCCAAGCAGCUCUGCAACAGCUGUGACGCGUCCAUGCCGGAGCGCAGCCACAACGCCAGCCUCCUGACGGACUUCCACUCAGUAGAAGACCCCACCUGGUGGCAGAGCCAGUCGAUGUUCUACGGCAUUCAGCAUCCCUCCUCCGUCAACCUCACGUUGCACCUGGGAAAGUCCUUCGAGAUCAGCUACGUCCGGCUCCAAUUCUACACCAGCCGGCCAGAGAGCUUCGCCAUCUACAAGCGCACCUCGGAGGGCGCCCCCUGGCAGGCCUACCAGUACUACAGUGCCUCGUGUAAGAAAACCUACGGGCGGGAGGGGAAGAUUUUCAUCCGUCCCGGGGAUGACGAGCGGAUGGCAGUCUGCGUGGAUGAGUUCAGCGACAUCUCCCCUCUGACCGGUGGGAACGUAGCCUUCUCCACCCUGGAGGGACGACCCAGCGCCUACAACUUUGACCAGAGCGCUGUGUUGCAGGAGUGGGUGACAGCCACAGACCUGCUCAUCUCUCUGGACAGGCUCAACACGUUCGGAGACGAGUUCUUCAAGGACAUCAAGGUGCUACAAUCCUACUCCUACGCCAUCUCCGAUUUCUCCGUGGGCGGCAGGUGUAAGUGUAACGGCCACGCCAGCGAGUGCGUGCAGGGGACGGAGGGCUCCCUGGUGUGUUCCUGCCAGCACCACACGGCUGGGGUGGACUGCCAGGAGUGCGCUGCCUUCUACCAGGACAGGCCAUGGGCCAGGGCCACCGCAGACUCCGCCAACGAAUGCAGACGGUGCAACUGCAGCGGCAGAGCCGACGCGUGCGUGUUCGACGCGGAGCAGUACCGGAGCACGGGCAGUGGGGGGCGCUGUGUAGGCUGCAGGGACGACACAGACGGCGCCCACUGUGAGCGCUGCAGAGAGCACCACCACCGCAGGACCCCGCAGGAAGCCUGUAGCGCCUGCGACUGCGACCCUCUAGGUUCGGUGAGUCUUCAGUGUAAUGCUGAGGGGAGGUGUGUGUGCAGAGCGGGGGUGAUGGGGGAGAGGUGUGAUGCCUGUCAGCCUGGUUACCACUCCCUUGGCCCUGGGGGCUGCAGGCCCUGCGCCUGCGACCCCAGGGGCAGCAUUGGCGUGUGCGCGAUGGAGGACGGACAGUGCCGCUGCCGGGCGGGAGUGGAAGGACACGCGUGUGACAGGUGCAAGCCAGGCUUCUUUAACCUGCAGCAGGACCUGCCAUCGGGCUGUCAGCCAUGUUUCUGCUUCGGGCACUCGGUGGCCUGCACCUCGUCCAGCGACCAUGUGGCUGUCAACAUCACGUCCGACUUUGUCGAAGACCAGGACGGAUGGUCCGGGGAGUUCUCCCAGGGACAGGAGUACCCUCUGCUCUGGAAGGAGGGGGAGGUCUACCUGCUACCUCUGGCUGAAGACGACCUGGGAUACUACAGAGCUCCAGAGAAGUUCCUGGGUGCCCAGCUCCUGAGCUACGGCCGGCUCCUCUCCCUCAUCUUCACCGCAGAGACCCCUGACCUGCUGCCCGCCUCUGUCACCGUGCUCCUGGAAGGCCCCGGGGACUCCGUGUCCGCCAGCCUCUCCUCACCCUGGCCGCUGCCCACACCUGAGCCCCGGCCUGGCCUCCAGUCCCGGCGCACCUUCACCGUCAGGCUUCACGAGGAAGACAGGAGACUCCAACCGUCUCUGUCUCCAUCUGCAUUCCGGCAACUUCUCUUCAACCUUACAGCCCUACGAAUCACCAAUGCUGGAGGACCUAACUACACGUCUCAGCUCUCCGAGGUCACUCUGGCCUCUGCCGCCCCCUCCUUCAGCCUCGCUGCCCCCCCGGCCCCUGCAGCCCCCUGGGUGGAGGACUGCUACUGCCCCCUGGGCUUCCAGGGCCAGUUCUGCGAGAGAUGCGGCCCAGGGUUCACCAGGGAGGUGCCCUCUGGGGGUGCCCUCUCCCCCUGCGUGCCCUGUGACUGCCACAUGCACGGCCCGUGCCACCCUGACACAGGUGUGUGUGAGUGCUCCGACUUCACCACGGGGCCCACCUGCCAGCGCUGCCUCGAUGGUUACUACGGCAACGCCUUGAUUGGCAUGCCCAAUGACUGCCGACCUUGCCCCUGUCCGGACCGUACCAGCUGUGCCCAGAUGACAGAGACGGGCGAUGUGGUCUGUACCAACUGUCCACCAGGGCGGAGGGGCACCCGCUGCGAGAUGUGCGAAGACGGUUUCUACGGUGACCCACUGGGCCGCUCUGGGCCGGUUCGGCCGUGUGAGCGCUGCAAUUGCCACGGCAACGUGGACCUCAACGCGUUAGGCGUGUGUGAUCAUGUGACAGGGCUCUGCCUGAAAUGCCUGGGCCACACCGAAGGAGACCGCUGCCAACGAUGCCAACGGGGUUUCUAUGGAGACGCCCUCAGUCGCGGGCCCACGGACCAAAAGUGCAAACCUUGCAGCUGUAGUCCUGCAGGGACUUCUGGACCAUUGGAGGACUGUCACCCCCAAACAGGAAGUUGUCAGUGCCUUAGUCAUGUGACAGGAAGAGACUGUGGUCACUGCAAGGUUGGCUUCUUCAACCUGCAGCCUGGAAUAGGCUGCGAGAGAUGCAACUGCAAUCCCAUUGGCUCCUCUUCGGUGGCGUGCCACCCAGUCACCAGCCAGUGUAUGUGUCGCGCCGGCGUGGAAGGCGUCUCUUGUGGCUCCUGUCGAAUAGGCUUCUUUGGUUUCUCCUCCCGGGGCUGCAGAGCCUGUAACUGCGACCCGAUGGGUUCUACUUCCAUGCAGUGCCAUGGCAACGGCACCUGUCCCUGUCGUCAGGGCUUUGUGGGAUACAAGUGCGACCAGUGUGAGCUCGACUACUUCCACAACAGAAACACACACCAGUGUGAGGAGUGUCCUGUGUGUUACGGGCUGGUCAAGGAGCAGGCCAGGAAGUUGAGGACACGCUUACAGGAAGCCGAGAAACUACUGUCUCGCUACAACUGCCGGGGCAACUACGGUCGCCAGCUUCAACCACGUGACAGUGAGCAUCACCAGCAUGAGCACCAAGGGGAGGACUCGCUGCCCAACGCAUUGGAGGACUUCCUGGCGCUCCAAGAGGCGAAGGAGGUCUUCAUAAAGCAGUUCACCCAGCUGGGGGCGUCCGCACACACUCUCUCUGUCCAGCUGCAUGGAGCUGGCUCGGCCCUGGACUGCAGGAUGAGCGGGGAUGGGAAGGAGGAGGGAGACCAGGACACAGGGCGGAGGAGUGUGUGCAGGACGCUUGCAAGUUCUUUGUCCAAGGUCGAAGCCGCACACACCCAACUGCAGAAGGCAACUCUGGACCUGUGGAGCAUGAUGGUUCCGUUUGAGUUGCCGAUGGGCCCCAACCGAUGGAAUGCAGCGGUCAACGACUCACGCUUCCUGAUGACCAGGCAAGUGGGCCAUGCUGGACACAUAGAGGCCAUUGCGGGCGAGGCGCUGGCGGUUUCCAAUCACACUUUAUCUGUGCUGGUAGAGCUGCUGGAGGACAACUCCACUGAGGAGUACAUCAGGAACCUAACGGAGCAACUCGCAGACAUGCGGCAGCGUAAGCACAACCUGACAGCCCAGGUGAACGAGACCCUAGCCAAUCAGCUGGCUUUAGAGGCGGACUCUGCCAAGAUCGUGGUUUCCCUAGGUAACCUCACCUCCUCCCUGCAGCAGUUGGGUCAGAUGAACCACACCCACCUACUUGGGCUCAACCAAUCGGACCCUGGUUUCAGAUCUGGCUCCAACCAAUCAGACCCAAGUAUUAAACCUGGAUUCACGCAUUCAGAGAGCCCAGACCUGCAGGCCAGGAUGUCGGACCUUGCCCUACAAGUCAACACCAAGGAGGAGCUUGUCAGCAAGAUCAGAGAGGAGAUGGAGCCUAAGAUCCACAGUGCUCAGGGUAUCAUGGAGAAGGUGCAGGAAAUCUAUGAGCUGCAAGCACGCACCCAGGGUUCCAAGGCCAUGGCCCUCUCAUCCGUGGUGACAGGCAAAGAAGUGGAGUCUGACAUCAUCACUCUGCACAGGGAACUUGAGGACAUACAGAGGGAGUGGCCGGCCAGGCAGACCCAGACCAGGGCGGCCCAGCGGAAGGAGAGGCUGCUGGGGGAGAAGCUCCUGCCCGACGUCAGGAGGAAGAUGGGCCUGGCCCAGGAGGUUCUAACCACGGCCUUGGAGAACGCUACGCUCUCUAACGCCACGGCCCGCCAGGCAGAGCCCACUGCACACACACUGGCUAAGAAGGCCAAGGCGACCCUGAGCCAGGCCAAGCAGACCAGGAGCAGGUCUGCCCAGCUUAGCUCCUCAGUUCAUGCCAUCUUGGAGCAGCUGGCUGAACAGGAGUACCGGACUGCCAGUGUAAAGGACCAGAUCAACAGCCAGUCCCAGGUGUCCCUGACAAGUGUGAAGGAGAGCAUGGAGACAGCCAAGAGACAGCUGGAGGCCUACUCUCUCACCCUGACUGAGCUGGUCUCCAAGAUUGACGGCACUGUGGCGACGGACCGCUUCGACCGCAUUCUGAAUGAGACCACGCUGCGUCUGAGCAUGCUCCGUGGCAGCGUGGAGAGCCCUGUGCUGAACGGAAAGAUCCAGAAGCUGACGUCCGCCGCCAGGGACCAACAGAAGCGCCUGUCCGUACUGGAACAGGAUCUGCAGGAGAUCCGAGAGGAGAGAGACAGUCUGAGCGACAUCGCUCUACAGCUCCCCAAAUCCUGCCCCUAGUCUUGACCAUCCUCAAGUCCUGCCCCCCUCCCUCUUGAUAGCCCCUCACACCAGUCCUGCUCCUAAACUUUGACUCUGAAUCUGUCCCCAGUCCUUGUCCCCUGUCCUGGUCCUGGUCCCGCAUUUCAGCAAGAAGACAAAAAGGGGGACAGUGGGAGGAGAGGAUGUGAUACUUGAGGCUCCCACUAGGAGAUGGAGGAGAGGUUUUCAUCAUCGUAAUCGUGACCACUGUCUCAUUUUUUCACAUCUAAAUCCACUCUCACAUUCCAUCUCCAUCUCUUUUCCUCUCAGCCUCUCCUACGUUCUCAUCAAUAAAUGACUUCCCUUCCUCCUUCGGUUUUUUCGUUUCUUUUCUAUUUCAUCCUCCACUCUCAUAUUACUAACAACCUCGGAACUUUAAUUAAACCCUGGAUAAUAGCCUCCCAUUCUAAGCUGCUGGUGCGCGCUGUCAAGUUUCAAAUAACGGUGAUUUUCUUUCCUGCGAGGGUAGGCGUGUCUGAAAGCCGGGCCAAUGUGACACAUUCAUUUACACUUGAGCUCCUUUUCAUCAACGUACCUUAAUUAACAAUUAGUCCUUUUGCCCUGGAUGGAUUCAGGUCGGGCCUCCACCGCAGACAAUGUUAGUCGUGUGAUUCUGUGUGCACAGGCUCUUUUUAGUCACCCCAUCUCCAUCUCUGAUUCUCUGUGUCAUUUAAACACUAUCUAGGCUACUUUUGUCCUUUACAAUGACAAGCAAAGAAACAGAUGUUCAAACUGUCUUUGGAUUGAUAUAACCUGGCAAUUUUACCUGCUGAUCGUGGAUAUUUCCGAUGACAUGCCUGUAAUGAAUCAUGUUAUGUAUUCGUCCAAUAUUGGAGCAGUACAAUGUAUAUGACAAGGAAAAUUGAAAUGAGAUUUGACCAUGUUCAUUCUGUAUAGUUGUACUGUGUGUGUGUUCAAGUAUAUUACCUUUUGUAACAGGUACAAGUAACAUUGGAAUUAAUUAGUCCUGCUCCUUUUGACAAUUCCUAGUGGCCUAAUCUAAACCGGCAAGAAUAAUUUCUAACCUGUAUGAACUACUAUACCGAUCAAAUAAGAGACCACUGCGGCUUUUUCUUUCCUUUCCAAAAACUUUGAGAAGGAAAGUUUUGAGUGAGAAACAGAAGGGUUCAACUUGCAGUGGCCUCUUAAACUGAACCCUUCAAUUAUUCUAUUCUUUCUCAACGUUGUUGGAAAGGAAAGAAAAAUGUGUAGUGGUCUCUUCCUUUUUUCAAGAGCUGUAUAUUUGAACAAUUGAUGAGUACUGAAUAAUUCACUUAGAAUAACAACUAAGAAGGACCUAAUGAUAUGUACGUGUAAGUGUAGUAAA
Osmerus eperlanus (European smelt) is the source of this 6571-nucleotide messenger RNA. It is a transcript of the gene lamc3, whose product is annotated as laminin, gamma 3. Bases 295 to 5223 code for a protein of 1642 amino acids. Lineage: Eukaryota; Metazoa; Chordata; Actinopteri; Osmeriformes; Osmeridae. The transcript is spliced from 28 exons. The record is from RefSeq and is a predicted model, not a curated record. Gene Ontology annotation, biological process: animal organ morphogenesis; tissue development; substrate adhesion-dependent cell spreading. Gene Ontology annotation, cellular component: basement membrane.